Molecule: messenger RNA, 273 nt
Organism: Botrytis byssoidea
Lineage: Eukaryota; Fungi; Ascomycota; Leotiomycetes; Helotiales; Sclerotiniaceae
Exons: 2
Coding region: 1-273 (90 amino acids)
Source: RefSeq, a predicted model, not a curated record
AUGGAAUUCUUGGGUUUUGGAGGCUCUACAGCUGUUGAACUGGAUGAUGAGGGUGAUGAGGGUGAUGAUGAUGAUGAUGAUGAUGAUGAUGACGAUGAUGAUGUCUUUGUCGUUGUAAACGUGUCUAAUGUAUUGCUUGACAUUAAAGAAAAGUCGAUGUGGCACUUCACUUCCCGUGACUCCCGUGCUGUGCCGCAAUGCCAGGUGAGUUCUGUGAAAAUUUGUAUCUGGUGCCUGAAGCUUGAGCAGAUUGAGGAUAGUGAAAAUGAUUGA